Molecule: messenger RNA, 1463 nt
Organism: Entelurus aequoreus (snake pipefish)
Lineage: Eukaryota; Metazoa; Chordata; Actinopteri; Syngnathiformes; Syngnathidae
Gene: napba
Product: N-ethylmaleimide-sensitive factor attachment protein, beta a
Exons: 10
Coding region: 141-1028 (295 amino acids)
Biological process (GO): regulation of synaptic vesicle priming; synaptic transmission, glutamatergic; intracellular protein transport
Cellular component (GO): terminal bouton; synaptobrevin 2-SNAP-25-syntaxin-1a complex; vacuolar membrane
Molecular function (GO): soluble NSF attachment protein activity; syntaxin binding
Source: RefSeq, a predicted model, not a curated record
ACGACGAAGAAGUGCGCUAGCUUGGUGUCAGCAUCAGCACCGUUGCACUCGCUAGCCUCCCGCAUCCUCCCGCCAUCCACUGCGGAACUUCGACGCGCGGCCUUCUUCCUCCCGUCAACAGCAGCAACCUUCCCGCCGUCAUGGACAACACGGGCAAAGAGAAGGAGGCCAUGCAGCUGAUGGCCGAAGCCGACAAGAAGGUCAAAGCCUCGGGAUCGUUCCUCGGCGGAAUGUUCGGUGGCAACCACAAGGUGGAGGACGCCUGCGAGAUGUACGCCAGGGCAGCCAACAUGUUCAAGAUGGCCAAGAACUGGAAAGCUGCCGGGAACGCGUUCUGCCAGGCGGCCCGGCUCCACAUGCAGCUUCAGAACAAACUGGACUCUGCCACCAGCUUCGUGGAUGCAGGCAACGCUUACAAGAAGGCCGACCCACAAGAGGCCAUCAAUUGUCUAAAUCAGGCCAUCGACAUCUACACCGACAUGGGUCGCUUCACCAUCGCAGCCAAGCACCACAUCACCAUAGCGGAGGUUUACGAGUCGGAGCUGGUGGACAUCGAGAAGGCCAUCGCCCACUACGAGCAGGCGGCCGACUACUACAAAGGGGAGGAAUCCAACAGCUCGGCCAACAAGUGUCUCCUGAAGGUGGGCCACUACAGCGCCCAGCUGGAACAGUACCAGAAAGCCAUCGAGAUCUACGAGCAGGUUGCCAUGGGGACCAUGGACAAUCCUCUGCUGAAGUACAACGCCAAGGAGUACUUCUUCAAGGCGUCGCUGUGUCACUUUAUUGUGGAUGAGCUCAACGCCAAGUUGGCCAUCGAGAAGUACGAGGAGAUGUUUCCCGCCUUCUCAGACUCAAGAGAGCUGAAACUCUUAAAGAAACUCCUGGAGGCCCACGAGGAGCAGAACAGCGAGGCGUUCACCGAGGCCGUCAAGGACUUCGACUCGGUGUCCCGCCUGGACCAGUGGCUCACCACCAUGCUGCUCCGCAUCAAGAAGACCAUCCAGGGGGACGCCGGCGACCUCAAGUAGAGCGGGUGGUGGGGCGGUGGGGGUUACAAGACGGAGGUUGAACUUGUAACAUAUCAGUCUGCAUGUGACCUAGACCGCCCCCUUGUGUUCCACUGUUGUAACAACACGUACGAAUGUGUGUGUGUGUGUGAUUAUGAGGAAUAAUAUAUAUUUAUUGUCCACACUGAAAAUAUUUAUUGUUUAUUCUGCUGCUCGGUGUUACGCUUGCUCCCCCCCCCUCCCCCCCCUUUCAACCUCGCUAUCCUCUUUUGGUUCCGCCCGGAGUGAGCGCGUGCAGCUCGUCUCCGAGCGCCGUCGUCUGUGCAUGCGCGUGCUGGCGUUGUUGUGUUGUCGUCGUGCUGAAGCUGUAGUCUGUGUCAUAUGUGUGCAAUCUGUAAAAGACCCACCUUGAAAUAAUAAACAUGUCUUUGUUCCCCCCACUGUGCUUCCAUCCGC